AUGACGACUACACAGACUAUCACGGAAGCUCCAUUUGAGUCUAUCCUUCUUGAGGAUAGAAACAGGAAUCAUAAUGCCACAGAACAGCAAGAAAACCGUCAAGCGAGACGUGUCUUUGAAGCUGAUCCCGCCUUUACCAUAACUUUGGCUACAAGGCGAAUGAUCAUUGCUUUGUUGGUGUGCGCCAAUACUGUGCAGUUCGUCUCUAAUGCAGUUACUAUUGCCGGCGGUCUCGCACUGAGCAAAGACCUUGGGCGUGAAUCUGGUCCCGGGAAGGCAAACUGGAUGGUAGCAUCGUACCCACUUACACAAGGCGCAUUUGUGCUAGUGACAGGCCGUCUUGGUGCGAUCUAUGGUCAUAAGCAGCUAAGUCUUCUUGGAUGUGCCAUCUUUACCCUAUUCUCGUUUGUCAACGCUUUCGUCAAGACAUACGACUCUUUCAUUGCCAUACGCGCUCUCACAGGCAUAGGAGGUGGUGUUUUCAUGCCUAAUGCUGUGUCUAUAAUCACCACUAUGGUACCGCCUGGUCAAUCGCGAAAUGUCGUCUUGGGCUUUUUUGCAGCGUCACCCCCUUUGGGUGGCAUGGUUGGCGCACUGGUCACCGGCGUCUUCAUGGAUCGAGUGAAUUGGAUGUGGCUAUUUAUCCUCAUUGCAGGUGUUUCCGCGUUGAUACUGGCCUGGCUAGCCUGGCUCAUGCCAAAGGAGACCCCAGUUGAUAAAGGAGGGCAUAUUGAUGUUCCCGGCAUCUUCAUGGGGCUGGGGAGUCUUUUACUCUUCAACGUCGUAUGCAACCAAGCACCUUCAGCCGGAUGGAAUGCUCCCUACGAAAUUGCUCUGAUCAUUCUUUCAGUACUCCUCUUUGCCGCAUUCCUUAUCUGGGAGAAAGAUUACGCCAAAGACCCCAUUAUGCCGCUUUCCAUCUUUCAGGCCCCGACAUUUCUCGCUCUGAUCUUUGUCGUUUUACUGAGCUACAUGGCCUUUGGAAUUGGCAUAUGGUAUUCGGUGGCCUGGCAACAGCUUCUACGUGGGGUUUCUCUCACCCAAACAGGACUACACUUCAUUCCAUUCGGGCUGAGUGCCAUCCUUGCCGUGUUUGUUGCAGCAUGGCUUAUCCCACGUGUUGCGGCGCAAUGGAUCAUGGCCAUUGGCGUGUUAGUUACGUUUGCUGGGAACAUUCUUUUGGCAACCAUGCCUGUCCAACAGACAUUUUGGGCACAGUUGUUCCCCGCUAUGGUUCUGUAUGGCUUCUGUCCAGAUCUUGUCUACGUUGCCGCACAAGUGAUUGCCAGCAACAGCGUCAGUCGUCGCCAACAAGGCAUAGCUAGUAGUCUCAUCGGAACACUUAAUCUUUACGGCAACAGUCUGGGUCAAGGGUUUGCCGGAACGAUUGAGACAGAAGUCGGGAUAAAUAACGAUGAUGAGGUGAGAGGCUACAGGGCAGCUUUGUAUUUUGCGGCCGGUUUAGCGUUGUUGGGACUGGCUCUCGACAUUGUGUUUGUCAGGUUGCCCAAGGACCAACGUGAGGGUUGGGAUGACCCGUCUGAAGAAGAUGAGCAAGGGAUUGAUGGUGUGACUACAGCCAUUGAGGUCGAACGCUCUGUGUAG
Messenger RNA from Fusarium poae, 1605 nucleotides. RefSeq lists its product as uncharacterized. Gene Ontology annotation, cellular component: membrane. Lineage: Eukaryota; Fungi; Ascomycota; Sordariomycetes; Hypocreales; Nectriaceae. Gene Ontology annotation, biological process: transmembrane transport. The transcript is spliced from 5 exons. Gene Ontology annotation, molecular function: transmembrane transporter activity. The coding region runs from base 1 to 1605 and encodes 534 amino acids. The record is from RefSeq and is a predicted model, not a curated record.